UUCCGUCAUCGAUCGAUCGUCGGUGGCAACCGCUGACUCAGCCGCCCUCGGUUUUUCCAACUACUUUUCGGAAUACUCCAUGACAUAGCAAAGAAGCACGUUUCUACAACUAACAUGGCAUCAUCAAAAGAUCCUCCUUGAUAUCCUUCCGUUGGUCGGACGAUUCCUCAUUCCUCAUGCAUAACGCCAUCUAUAAUGGUGGUAGUCAUUCGAUAACUGCCAAAUACAGAUAAAAACCAGGCUCUACAGGGUCAUCAAUGAUCAGGGGCUUGGUCAAACACCUUCGCCCAGGCUUUAUAACCGAGUGUCCGUUUAACCAGGUGAUGAUCCUACGGUACAUUGAAUCCGGAUGUCUGCUUUACAAUAGGCAAAAGACAGUGCAGGCAAUCUCUACCAAGAGAUACACCACCCCCACGAAGUUCUAUUCUACUUCCCCGGCUACAGCCCCUCUGCAUUGCUUUAGACAAGCCCGUGGGCGAACUCAACUCAUCGGAAGACACAGGAGUUCGAAGCCAGUCGACAAUUGCCGGUUUAGAUAUGAAUGGGCUAUUCGCUUGGAUGCAGGACCGGCAUCUAAGCUGGUAGAAAGCGAUGGUCAGAUGUCCGGAGAAAUCAUUUUAAGUCAUCUUCGAUCUGCCUAAGCCGCCAUAUGUCAAUAUUCCAGCGGUUCGCAAGGACUUUUCAAGAACAAAUCCAAGUCAUCCCAGCAUAUCAUAACUGGAACCUCGCGUCUCAGGCGUCCGUACUUGAACAUUUCAUAUAUGCUAAACCCAAGAUACAGUAACUUGUUGACGAUUCCGAGUCGUGGAUUUUCUACAGCAAGAUUUCGAGCCAUCGGUUGGCGACGCUAUCGACCAGUGGCCACUUACAGGAAACCUCCAAAAGAGACUCGAUGGGUUUCAAGAAUUUGGACUUGUUUUCGCUGGUCUUGUCCUGGUUCCAAUCCUCUCUUUUCUUGUCCUGUCCUUCUAUCCGAUCUUACAUUGUUGAAUCAUUUCUAUGGCGUCCGACCACCCGAUCGCUUUACUUACCGUCGUUUCCUCGCCCUGACUCAAUUCUAAUCAAUCGUCUACUUAUUGUACCUUCGGAUGCUCCGUCCUCUCGCACGGAUGCCCCCAUUAUUUCCCUCUACCAGGCUGCUUAGGGGCUAUAAUGCGCUUUUCCUAGCGGGAACUCCAUACCACUUUCAGUAA
Messenger RNA from Aspergillus melleus, 1193 nucleotides. RefSeq lists its product as uncharacterized. The coding region runs from base 258 to 641 and encodes 127 amino acids. The transcript has a single exon. Lineage: Eukaryota; Fungi; Ascomycota; Eurotiomycetes; Eurotiales; Aspergillaceae. The record is from RefSeq and is a predicted model, not a curated record.